Exophiala viscosa is the source of this 424-nucleotide messenger RNA. RefSeq lists its product as uncharacterized. NCBI's taxonomy places the organism in Eukaryota, Fungi, Ascomycota, Eurotiomycetes, Chaetothyriales, Herpotrichiellaceae. The record is from RefSeq and is a predicted model, not a curated record. The transcript has a single exon. The coding region runs from base 117 to 347 and encodes 76 amino acids.
AGACGGGAGGUUUAAAUAAGGCUGAGUUUGACAGAAUCUCGAAGUGGGACCCCACGAUUCUAAUUUGAGGAGAGUGCGCUUCGGAUCGAUCUAGAUGCCACCGAAAACGGCCUCAGAUGACGCACAGUAGAUUGUCACUACUUAUUACAGUUUGGAUCGCCCACUUCCACGGUAACUACCCUAGUCUGUACAUUCAAAGACACUUGUACCAAGUCAAAAGCGUUGCAGUCAGGAUCUUGCCCCUGUCGAUCCUUUGUGUCUUGAUCGCACACUUUGGGUUGGUUCAGCCGUUCUUCGCUGGAAUGAGGCAAUUGGCGAGUGAAGGCUGGAUUUCUUUCCAGCUGUAGACACUCACGAGCCCUCGCACUGGCCUACGAACUCGCUCUCCACAUUCCCAUGUUCAACCCAGCACAUUAUUUUGUCC